AUGGAUGAAACAUGGUGGUGCAGACAACGGUCACUCUGGGAUCAGGAAUGGAACAGUAUUGUCUUUAGUGACGAGUCUCGAUUUUGUUUAGGCAUGCACGAUGGUCGUGCCAGGGUUAGAAGGCGACGUGGUGAAAGCAGGAACCCACAGUUUUUUGUUGAAAGACAUGUUCAUCACACUGUUGGAGUUAUGGUUUGGGGUGCUAUAGCUUAUGGGUCCAGGUCACCUUUAAUCUUCAUCAGAGGUAACAUGAACGCGAAGCGUUAUAUCCACGAAGUUCUAGAACCCCAUCUUUUACCCUAUCUAGACACCCUGGCAGAUCCAACUUUCCAACAAGAUAAUGCCCGACCACAUGUUGCAAGAGUCACAAUAGACUUCUUUCAAUAUAAUGAUGUCACAUUGUUACCAUGGCCACCAAGAUCUCCCGACUUAUCCCCAAUUGAGCACGUGUUCGAUAUGAUGGGUAGGAGAUUGCUCAAUUUGCAACGUCCUCCUCAGACUCUAGAAGCACUUCGAGAGGAGUUGGUGGUUGCCUGGAAUGAGAUACCACAGGAGGACAUUGACCGCCUGAUCAGAAGCAUGCCUAGGCGCGUUGGAGAAUGCGUAGCACAUCAGGGUGCAUCCACACAUUAUUAA
Molecule: messenger RNA, 636 nt
Organism: Acanthoscelides obtectus
Lineage: Eukaryota; Metazoa; Arthropoda; Insecta; Coleoptera; Chrysomelidae
Source: the annotation of a GenBank genome assembly